Messenger RNA from Bombyx mandarina (wild silkworm), 3142 nucleotides. It is a transcript of the gene ksr, whose product is annotated as kinase suppressor of ras. Gene Ontology annotation, molecular function: ATP binding; protein serine/threonine kinase activity. The record is from RefSeq and is a predicted model, not a curated record. Gene Ontology annotation, biological process: protein phosphorylation. NCBI's taxonomy places the organism in Eukaryota, Metazoa, Arthropoda, Insecta, Lepidoptera, Bombycidae.
UAUGGCCGCUGUUUCGGCAAUACAACAUCUGUAAUGUUUUGUAAAUUUCAUUUUUAAAAUGAAUAAAGUUUAUUUUAUUAAUGCAUAGUGUUUAGUGUAUUCGGUUCAGUACUGUGAUAUUUGUAAUGGAUGCAGAUAGCGAGAUAGAAAAAAAGAAAAUUGAUGCAGUCCAAACUAUAGAGACAAUUCAGUCAAUGAUCGACGUUUCAGCGGAAAGACUUGAGGGUUUACGGACACAAUGUUCCACAAGCGCCGAACUGACGCAGCAGGAGAUCCGGACCCUGGAGGGUAAACUAGUGAAGCACUUCUCGCAGCAGCUAGUGAUCAAAGCAAAUUUGGAUGAUCAGUUGCGAUUAAAGUUCUCGAAUGUACCGAAUCUGGCGAAAUGGCUCAGGGUGGUUGGGCUUUCGCCUGAAUCUAUUGAGGCGGUCUUAUCAAGGGUAUCAACAUUGGAGAGCCUACGAGAACGGUCCGACGCCGAAAUGCGGCUGAUACUGGCGGAGGCGCGCGAAGAGGAGGUGCUCCGAUUGUGUCGAGCCAUGCAACGAUUAAGAACUUAUAUGGAGUCGUUGAGUCGCGGCGACGCCAACACGGAGCUCCAGCUGUUCUGGGACUCGUGGGAGCGGCACGUGCGCGCCUCGCCCCGCCCGCACCGCCCGCGCCACGAGACCCACACUGCACACAUCAAGAAAGGUGGCAAAUCUCCAACGACACCGGUGAGCAAGCGGAAGCAGAACGCGAGCCUGCCGCCUCCCGACGCUCCCCUCAUCAAGUCCCGGUCUCACGAGUCGCAGUUGUCCGUGAAGCCCGACGCUUCGGAUCAUAGUGACAACAGCCAGUCGUCAGCGGUAGGAGGGGGCAGUCCCCCCGCGUCCCCGCACGAGCCCGAAAACACGCCGCUGCAUCGGCCGCUGCACCAGUACAAUAACCAUACGGCGCGGCGCUGCGAGCGGUGUCCGGUGCCGAGCCGGGCGGGCGGCGAGGAGGCGGAGCGGGCGCGGGCGCGGGCGGGCGGGCCGCAGCCGGCGCCGCGCACGCCCACCGUGAGCCGCUGCAUGGCGCACGACAUCGCGCACCGCUUCACCAAGACCUUCAACAUGAUCGCCACGUGCGACUACUGCGACAAGCAGAUGCUCUUCGGCUCCGGCCUCAAGUGCAAGGAGUGCAAGUUCAAGUGUCACAGGGAUUGUGAAAGUAAGGUGCCUCCUUCGUGCGGCCUGCCCCCAGAGUUCGUUGUGGCGUUCAAAGAGAAAUUCCACAAAGAUGGGGGGUACAGCUACACGCGCGGCGCGGGGCUGCUGGCCUCGCUCACCGGGCGCCCGCGACGCCGCCACCGCGCGCCGCCCGCGCUGCACCACGCGGCCGGCAGCGGCGCGGACUCGUCGUCCAACAACUCGUCGUGCAACAGCUCCACGCCCUCCUCCCCCGCGCUGCAGCCCGCCGCCACCCCGCAGCCCGCCCCGCACCCGCCGCACAAGUUCCACUUCCCAGAAGUAAAAACUCCCGCGUCGAGUCCGAACCACCCGACGGUCGCGCAGUCGCCCGCCAAGUCGAUAGCGGAGCACAAGGAGGAACACACGAAUAGUACUAAAAACGAGGUCACCCGUGAGCUGUCCCUGACCGGGUCCGGCUCGACGGACAGCGGGGGCCGCGCGGACUCGCUCGACAAGCACUCGGACGCGCGCUGGCCGCGACAGAACAGCUUGUCAAUGAAGGAAUGGGACAUACCUUAUGACGAUGUGAAGAUAUUCGAGGUGAUAGGGGCUGGCAGGUUCGGCACCGUCUGCCGGGGCAGCUGGCACGGAGCCGUCGCCGUGAAGUUGCUGCACGUGCUGCCGCUCAGCGACGACGGCUCGCUGCUCGACACCUUCAAGCAUGAGGUUUCAAUAUUCCGGAAGACCCGUCACGAGAACCUGGUCCUGUUUAUGGGGGCCUGCAUGAAGCCGCCCCGGCUCGCGAUAGUGACAUCAUUGUGCAAGGGCAUGACGCUCUACACGCACAUCCACCUGCGGAAAGACAAGUUCACCGCCAACAAGAGCGUGCUCGUGGCGCAGCAGAUCUCACAGGGUAUGGGCUACCUACACGCCCGAGGCAUCAUCCACAAGGACCUGAAGACGAAGAACAUAUUCUUAGAGAGCGGGAAGGUGGUCAUCACGGAUUUUGGUCUCUUCAGCGUCACUAAAUUGUGCUUCGGGAAUAACGCCCGCGGCGACAGUCUCGGCAUCCCGUCGGGCUGGCUGUGCUACCUGGCGCCCGAGAUCAUCCGCGCCCUCCGCCCCCACGCCUCCCUGCUCCUGCCCUUCUCGAAGGCCACCGACAUAUACGCUUUUGGCACGGUUUGGUACGAGCUCCUUUGCGGUGAAUUUCCCUUCAAGGGCCAACCUCCGGAGUCGAUCAUUUGGCAAGUCGGUAAGGGCGUGAAGCAGUCCCUUGCGAACAUGCAAGCUUCUAGGGAUAUAAAGCUUACGGACGCGGAUGAGUUCAAGGCCCAAUUGUUGGACAUCCUGAUGGUAUGUUGGUCGUAUCGUGCAGCUGACCGUCCCGAUUUCCCGUCUCUCCUCAACACUCUACAGAAGCUUCCCAAGAAGAGACUGGCGCGCUCUCCAUCCCACCCCGUGCACCUGUCCAGGUCCGCUGACUCGGUCUUCUGAGGAAGACCUCCCCAGUGCAACUCGCCGGACUUCGGGCGCUCAGUGCAGUCGGUGCCGAGAUACGUCGCUUUCGAGAUCAAUCUAUGAGGUUCGGUUGUGCGACUCUGGACACUAAGUUCACCGCGUUAAGGUCCAAAGUGGUCAUACGUUCAGAAAGAAAUUACUAUGGAACCGCCUUUAAAUCGGUGUCUCAUUUCAGUGAUAGUUUUACUUUAGUUAUGAUUUGCCCGUGCGAUUCUUAACUCUCAGUAAAUUCAAUCGAGGUGGAAAUUCUAGGUCCUGGUUAUUUACCGAAUCGAACCACUUUGAAAUUCUGCAUAAUGGUCUAUGUAGCUAAAGAGCUGCUUUAGAAUCUGCCUCAAACAAUUCCGAUUGAUAUCAACUUGAAAUAAUUGGAAUUUAUUAAGAAUUUCAAAUUAUAUUGAAGUAGUUUUGUUCUUGUAUGUUUGGGUAUACACCCGAUUGUUUGUUUAACUGGUCUUUUUUUACAA